AUGGGCUCCAGAGGUCACAGCACGCUCCCACGGACUCUCAUGGCCCCUCGGAUGAUUUCUGAGGGAGACAUAGGAGGCAUCGCUCAAAUUACCUCCUCUCUCUUCCUGGGCAGAGGCAGUGUGGCCUCCAACCGGCACCUCCUCCAAGCUCGUGGCAUCACCUGCAUCGUUAAUGCUACCAUUGAGAUCCCCAAUUUCAACUGGCCCCAAUUUGAAUAUGUUAAAGUGCCUCUGGCUGACAUGCCCCAUGCCCCCAUUGGACUGUACUUUGACACUGUGGCCGACAAGAUCCACAGUGUGAGCAGGAAGCAUGGGGCCACGUUGGUGCACUGUGCUGCGGGGGUGAGCCGCUCGGCCACUCUCUGCAUCGCUUACCUGAUGAAAUUCCACAGUGUGUGCCUGCUGGAGGCGUACAACUGGGUGAAAGCCCGUAGGCCUGUCAUCAGGCCCAACGUAGGUUUCUGGAGGCAGCUGAUAGACUACGAGCGCCAGCUCUUUGGGAAGUCGACAGUUAAAAUGGUACAGACACCUUAUGGCAUAGUUCCAGACGUUUAUGAGAAAGAGUCCCGACACCUGAUGCCUUACUGGGGGAUAUAAUGCCACCAAAGCCUGCAUCAGCAGCCCCUUGAGCAGUACCAGCAUCUGCUACACACCGUCUGUUCCCCUCUUCACCUUUCUUUUCAAAUGGUUGACUCCUGGCUCUCCCUGAAGUGUUUUUUACACUGGGUGUUCAGGUUUAUUUUAAAAGAUGGGGGGGGGGGGGGGGAACAUAAGGGGAAUGCAUACAUUGCUAGUAACAUUUUUAAAACUAACAUUUUGGAAUAGUGUUUAUGAAAAUCUUUAACUGGCUUUUAAUCAUUUUUAACAAUUUGAACAGUUUAAUAAACUGUUUGGUUCUGCUAUAUUCUGAAUCCCAUGCCUUUAGGCAUCAUGGCAGGUGCCAGAGGAGCUCAGUGCAAAAAUCACUUUGGGUCCUGAUUAACCCUUUAGAGACAAGCUUUGCCCAAGGCUGCUGACCACACAAAUGCUUAGGGAAGAUUGAUACCAGCUUCAGUCUCUACUGGAUUAGCCCUACUCUUUCCUUUCCUAUUUAGUGACUCUGUAAGUUAAAAAACAAAAACAAACAAAAAAAACACCUUUGUUAUCUAGUUGUUAAGUAAUUACAAUGAAAUCUGCUGCAAACACCCUCUUGGAAUCAUUGUGCCCCAGGACUAUAUUAGCAUUAUUUUUAAUAAAUAUAUCUGCAUAA
Messenger RNA from Neofelis nebulosa (Clouded leopard), 1249 nucleotides. It is a transcript of the gene DUSP14, whose product is annotated as dual specificity phosphatase 14. Gene Ontology annotation, cellular component: cytoplasm. The transcript has a single exon. The coding region runs from base 1 to 597 and encodes 198 amino acids. Gene Ontology annotation, molecular function: MAP kinase tyrosine/serine/threonine phosphatase activity. The record is from RefSeq and is a predicted model, not a curated record. Gene Ontology annotation, biological process: protein dephosphorylation. NCBI's taxonomy places the organism in Eukaryota, Metazoa, Chordata, Mammalia, Carnivora, Felidae.